AUGGGUUUUAUUGUUAGUACUUGUAAAAAUGAUAAAUCUCACUAUUUUGAAUACAAUGAGAAUCAUGAGCCAUCAGCACCCAUUCAGAGAAUUAGAAGGAUUAAUUCUGUCCCUCCGUUUGAGGAAUCUGUCAUUUUUGGUUCCUGUAAUGGUUUAUUAUGUUUUGCUCAAAGCCCUUGGUUCGUUGAACAAACUUUUAAUUCUGUCUGUAUUUGUAACCCUCGUACAAAAGAGUAUGUUGUGGUUCCGGAAAUUAAGAUAGAUCGUGCUGAUACUUUUUGUUGGGCGACUGGAUUUGGUUAUAUUUCUUCAACUAAUGAGUACAAAGUUGUUGGAGUAUGUCAGUGGAGGGAGCUAGAUUUUGUAGAAGUUCUUGUAUACACAUUAGGCAGUGGCAAUGUAUGGAGAAACCUCGGAAAGUUCAAUGUUGGAUGCAACGAAGCUUGGGGACACAGUAUCUUUUUCAAUGAAGCUCUUUAUUGGCUAGACGUUGGAUUACAAAUGAUCUUUGUCUUUGAUUUGGCUGAAGAAAAGUUUCGCGAACACCCUCCACCACCUCCUUUGCCAACAGAGAGUAACUUUCUUAAUAAUAGAAUAGGGGUUUCGGAUGGAUUUCUGUUUUUCACUUAUUGUCUAAUUGUCAGAGGGAUCACAUAUUAUGACACAUGGCUAUUAAGAAAGAAAAAUGAUGAUCAUGACAUGAAAGAGAAUGAGGAACAUCAGUCAUUGGGUUGCCGCUGCGAAGAAUGGAAGGGUUUUAACUUACAGGGAUAA
Molecule: messenger RNA, 774 nt
Organism: Papaver somniferum (opium poppy)
Lineage: Eukaryota; Viridiplantae; Streptophyta; Magnoliopsida; Ranunculales; Papaveraceae
Product: F-box/kelch-repeat protein At3g23880-like
Exons: 1
Coding region: 1-774 (257 amino acids)
Source: RefSeq, a predicted model, not a curated record